AUGGCGAUGCUUCAGGCGAAUAUUGGCUUCGUUAAAUCUCCGACAUUUCCGUUUCCUUCUUCUUCUUUGUGUCCGAACCUCUCAGUCAAAUCGACUUCACUUACUCUGGGCUUCAGCUAUCGUUCCUCAGGCAAUCUCUUCUUAUACACUUUUGUUUUGUUUUCAAUACGAAUAAACCUCUCUUUCGGGGAGAUGAUUUUGAUUGUUUCGAAUGUUGUAUCAGUUCCAAAACUGCAUUUUUCGAAAAGGGUAAGUAGAAGCUACAAAAGAGAUGCUAUGUUAUUCCCAAUCAAGUGUUCUUCCUCUGAUGGAUUUGAUAAUAGCAAUACUGUUGUGAAGGAGAAAAGCGUCUCGGUGAUUCUCUUAGCUGGAGGUCAAGGGAAGAGAAUGAAAAUGAGCAUGCCAAAACAGUAUAUACCACUCCUGGGUCAGCCAAUUGCUUUGUAUAGCUUUUUCACGUUUUCACGUAUGCCUGAAGUGAAGGAAAUCGUAGUUGUUUGUGAUCCAUUUUUCCGAGAUAUUUUUGAAGAAUAUGAAGACUCGAUUGAUGCUGAUCUCAAAUUCGCUCUUCCUGGCAAAGAAAGGCAAGAUUCUGUUCACAGUGGACUUCAGGAAAUCGAUGUGAACUCUGAGCUUGUUUGCAUCCACGACUCUGCCAGACCGUUGGUGGAAACUGAAGAUGUCGAGAAGGUCUUUAAAGAUGGUUUGGCGGUUGGAGCAGCGGUACUUGGUGUUCCUGCUAAGGCUACAAUCAAAGAGGUCAAUUCUGAUUCGCUCGUGGUGAAAACUCUCGACAGGAAAACCCUUUGGGAAAUGCAGACACCACAGGUGAUCAAACCCGAGCUGUUGAAGAGAGGUUUCGAGCUUGUGAAAAGAGAAGGACUGGAGGUAACAGAUGAUGUUUCAAUAGUUGAGUACCUCAAGCAUCCGGUUUACGUCACUCAAGGAUCUUAUACAAACAUCAAGGUUACAACACCUGAUGAUUUACUGCUCGCUGAGAGAAUCUUGAGCAUGGACUCAUGA
Thlaspi arvense is the source of this 1023-nucleotide messenger RNA. NCBI's taxonomy places the organism in Eukaryota, Viridiplantae, Streptophyta, Magnoliopsida, Brassicales, Brassicaceae. The record is from the annotation of a GenBank genome assembly.